Messenger RNA from Gongylonema pulchrum, 145 nucleotides. The record is from the annotation of a GenBank genome assembly. NCBI's taxonomy places the organism in Eukaryota, Metazoa, Nematoda, Chromadorea, Rhabditida, Gongylonematidae.
CUCGAUUCGAGGGAGACUGAGGAAGUGCCACGACGUCGAACAAAAAAUCGGAUUGUGCCAAAUCCAGAACCAUGUGGGCCGGAAUGUUUCAAACACGUCGCUGGAAAUGUUAUGGUCUGCGAUUUCUUGUAAUUUUUGCCUAUGA